UUGGUACUCUUGCUGUGUUUACAUCCUGGCCCACGGUGAAACUUUACUCCGGGUGAUAUUACCCAAAAAUCUAUUUCCUAUCUCUCAGUUGAGCACCGUUACCUCUGAUCGAUGACAUAUAAUACAUAAUUAAUUCUGCGAUAAUGGAAAACCGCAAAAAUUUGAAUAAGAAAAGCAGAGAGAGGGAGAGUAGGAGGGAAGUGUCCCUCGGUGAAGGUAACGCUGGGUGCUCGGCGGCCGGGGCGGACGAUGGCCGUCUCCACACGCUUCCUCACGCCCACCAGGGCCUGGCCGGGAACUCCUCCGGCCAAACCGCGCCCAUGGUGGAUCCGCCGUGGGUGCUGCACAACACGGAGGAGGUGGAGAUAGUGGACUCGACGGUGUCGGAGCCUCUGGUGGUCGACCUCACUGAUCAGUUCGUCAGGAUCUUCACCAAAACAAGUUUCAACAGUUUUGAAGAUUUUGAAGAUACAUUCAACCAGUUUAAAAGAGAAACUGGUUCAGUGUUCCGUAUCAAGUCGUCAAGCAGUGUGGCUUAUGAAAAUUCCCGGAGAAAGAAACAUUUCAUUCCAGAUCGCUUCAAGUUUGUGUCAGUGAGGUACUGCUGUGUACACUAUGGACAGCCUAAGAUUGCUGGCCAAGGAAUUCGUGUCAAACAAAGAUAUCUCCCUUGUGGGUGCGAGUGUUUAUUGUCCGUCUCCUACAGCCGUGGGGCUCUUGUUAUAUCUCAAGCAGUUAUGCAGCACAAUCAUGAGGUGAGCAAUGAUAUGGCACCUUAUUAUGCCAUUAACAGACGUAUUACUAACAGAGAACUGAGGGAGGUGGCAGAUGUAAUAGAGUUGAUACCUAGCAGUCGGGCAUUACAGCACUUUUUGCAAGAACAUUUUCAUCGACCCACCACACUUCAAGAUGCAAAGAAUAUAAAAGCAAGACUAAAGGCUUUACAGGUGAGUCAUGCAACAAAAUUGAGUGCUGUUCAGUCAAUUAAAUCAGAUACUGCAGCACAGGAGACGAAAGAAGAGAACUUUGAGGAAAGUGACAGUGUUUUAGUUGAAGAUAUGGAAGAGGAAGUAGUCUUGGAUGACCUUGACAAUGCAAAGCCUGAUCAGCCACAGCAAGAAAAAGAUCAUCAACAGGUAGAACAAGAACAGUCUUUACAGCCAAAGUGGAAGGAAAAAGUUAUAAAUGAAAUAAAAUCAAAGUUAUCAGACUUAAUUCACUUUUGUGACACGAAUGUCUUUUGGGAGCGUAUAUCUGUUAUUAACAAAAUAAUUGAGUGUUGGGAAAAUGGAGAUAAUUUUGAUGUUCAUUAUGCAUCAGAAAAUGUAUAUAACAAGCAACACACAGUUGCUAAUACGGAAACAGAACUUUCUCAGAUUGAUUGUUGGAGUUCAUCUCGGCAAGAGAAAAUGAGCUCCUCACGAGGAAGAGAUAAAAGAACUCCAGGAGUGCAUGUACCGUCUGCCUUAUUAAAUUCUUCAGAAUCUCAGAUGAAUUUUAUGCUUCCUGUCUUGAGUGGGACAAAUAUGCAGUUCCUACCAGCAUCACUCAGUGGAGAUUCUUUAAAACUAGUGCUUCCACAUCGUGAUAAUAGGGUAAGUAAUUCUGCUAGUAUCCAAAAAAAGCAUCCUGGGAGACCUAGAAAAAAUCACCUGAAGGUUCCUGUGAAGAAAAGAAAACAGUUGGAAUGCUCUGAAAAGGCAAGCUCAUUACAUAAUCAUACAUCAACAUGUAAUAAAAAACGUAAUGAGGAAAAUAGUAUGAGAACCAGUCUGGGUCAAGCAAAGCAACCCAUAAUAAUGUCUGUUGCAAAAGAAAAUUCAUUAGAAAUGUGUGACCAAGCAAUGGAGGUUGAGAUAGAAAUUAGUGGUGACAUUGUUAAUGUCAAACAUAUUAAAUUGGAACCUUUAGAAUGUCAUGAAGUAGAUGUGACUGAUAAUGUUCAUCAACGUGGCAAUCAUUGAUAUCUUUAAUGUAAAUUCCUGAAAAAUAUAUAAAAAAAAUUGGU
Molecule: messenger RNA, 2008 nt
Organism: Procambarus clarkii (red swamp crayfish)
Lineage: Eukaryota; Metazoa; Arthropoda; Malacostraca; Decapoda; Cambaridae
Source: RefSeq, a predicted model, not a curated record